AUGCGGAGCAAAGUACCGAAUCAUCCUGAAUCUUCAUUCUUGGCAUACUAUGUGGCGAGACUGCAGCAACCGGUGCGGAAUCAAGUUAGGCACCAACACCCUACUUCGGUGGCAGCGGCAAUGGCCCUCGCCGUAGAUUACGACAGCUGCUUGGAGAAGCCGGUGGUCCACCCAGGGAUCCAGCGCCGAAAUGGAAUGACCAAGGACUGGCGCACGUCUGCUCCGCAGAGGCAACCCCAGUCUACCGGGAAACCUAUUUAUGCCAAGGGCCCGGAGUAUUCAAAAUUACCGAUUAUUCGUCCCACUGCAGUAGAAAAGGCGGAUAGGAUUCGCCGAGGUGUUUGUUGGUAUUGUGAGGAAAAAUGGGUCCCGGACCACGCCUGCAAGAGAUCCUUUCUGGCUUACAUUGGCCCAGAGGAGGAUAAGGAGACGAAGGUGCACGUGCAGCCGCCCGUGCAACCGGAGACCGAAGUGAUCACAACCGAUCUCUCACACAUUUAUGCUUUGGAAGGAAAGCAAAUACCAGCUGCUAUUGAAUUGAACGGCUUCAUUGACACUUCUUCAGUGCGUAUUUUGGUGGACACAGGCAGCUCACAUUAUUUUCUGCAUCCGAAGGUUGCGGAGCGGCUCUCCCUGCCCCUCAAAUCAAUUAGGCCUUUUCGAGUAUAUGUUGGCAAUGGUGAAUCGUUGUUGUGUUCGCACACGAGCGUGCAGACGCGUUUAGUGGUUCAGAAUCAAGUUUUUCUGCUAGACUUACACAUUCUACCUAUUCUCGGACCUGAGGUGAUUUUGGGUAUGACCUGGUUGAAGUCACUCCGUCGUGUCACGAACGACUAUGAGGUGGGCACAAUCGAAUUCAUCAGGGAAGGGGUGCCAGUUUGCUUGAAGGUCACACCGCCGACCCCGAAGCAGUUGUCCCUGCGGUCGUUUGCCAGUCUACUGACUAUGCAGGGUACAACCGACUUGUUCGAACUAAUCCCCAUCCAGCAGGACGGUCCCAUGGCUGGUGAGACCGUUGAAUUGAAGUUUUCGACGGGUCUGCCACCCUCCAUCAGCAGGAUCCUGGACGCCCAUAACUCCGUGUUCAGCAUGCCGUCUGGCAUGCCGCCGCCGCAUCCCUUUGAUCAUAGAAUCCAUCUUUUACUCAGGACGAAACCGGUCAAUGUCCGACCCUAUCGAUAUCCAUAUUUCCAGAAGAACGAGAUCGAGAAGCAGGUAAAGGAAAUGUUGGCCUCAGGGAUCAUUCGACCCAGUCAGAGUCCAUUCUCAUCCCCGGUUUUGUUGAUCCGCAAAAAAGAUGGGACAUUUCGUUUCUGCAUCGAUUAUAGAGCUUUGAACACAGCCACAGUCCCAGAUCACUUGCCGAUCCCGACUACAGAGGAGUUAUUCGACGAGUUGGGAUCAGCCUGGGUUUUUACCAAACUGGAUUUACGAUCUGGUUACCAACAACUCCGAAUGCACACGGAUGACAUCUACAAGACAGCGUUCCACACUCAUGAUGGCCACUUCGAGUUCUUGGUAAUGCCUUUUGGCUUGACUAAUGCGCCUUCGACUUUUCAGUCUCCAAUGAAUGCUAUUUUUCGACAACUCCUCCGACUCUCUGUCAUCGUUUUCUUCGACGAUAUAUUGAUAUAUAUCCCCUCGUUGGAUUCACACGCGCAGCAUUUACAUGAGGUCUUCACUAUCCUGGAAACUAAUAAAUUCUUUGUGAAAAUGUCAAAGUGUGUGUUCUGCAGCGAGUCGGUGGACUAUCUCGGGCAUUUGAUUUUGGGCAGGCACUUAAAGAGCGACCCAGAAAAAAUUGCAGCGAUGGUAGCAUGGCCAGUCCCAUCCACUAUUAAACAGUUGCGAGGGCCACUAACUGACUUGCUAAAGAAGGAUGCUUUUCAGUGGUCCCCUGUGGCUGCAGACAGCUUCGAGGCGCUAAAAACGGCUAUUACGUCGGCCCCAGUACUCCGUCUUCCGGACUUUAGCAAGCCUUUUUAUUUAGAGACAAACGCCUCCGAUUUUGGUAUAAGGGCGGUAUUGCUACAAGACGAUCAACCAUUCACUUUUUUCAGCAAGAAGCUAGGCCCUCGUAGGCGGGUGACAUCGACUUACCACAAGGAACUUUACGCUAUAGUAGAAGCAGUGCAGAAAUGGCGUCAGUAUUUACUUGGUCGUGAGUUCGUAAUCCGCAGUGACCAAAAAAACUUAAAGGAACUACUGCAACAAGUCAUUCAGACCCCGGAUCAACAUUUUUACGCACGGAAGCUAAUGGGAUACAAGUUUCGAAUCGAGUAUAAGACAGGCGCUUCCAAUCGAGUGGCUGAUGCCUUGUCACGACGAGACAUGGAUCCGUCGCCGGAGGCCGUGGAUCAGGCAACAGCGGCUACAGCCCUUUUGACGGCAGUCUCGCAUCCUGUCCCGGAAAUAUUGGACACUCUGAUUGAGGAAUCGAAAUCAACCCCUAAUUAG
This is a messenger RNA of Salvia splendens (bonfire salvia), 2457 nucleotides long. RefSeq lists its product as uncharacterized. The transcript is spliced from 2 exons. Bases 1 to 2457 code for a protein of 818 amino acids. Lineage: Eukaryota; Viridiplantae; Streptophyta; Magnoliopsida; Lamiales; Lamiaceae. The record is from RefSeq and is a predicted model, not a curated record.